AUGCACUACAUUUCAGCUGUUCCCGCUCGUAAUGAAACGAACGUAUUUGAUGAUCAACCAUAUCCUUCUUUAUAUUUCUAUUUAGUUAUUCAAAGAAGAACACUAUAUUACGGUCUAAAUUUGAUUAUUCCUUCGCUUCUCAUAUCGCUCAUGACGGUUUUAGGUUUCACUCUGCCUCCAGACGCUGGAGAAAAAAUCACUUUGGGUAGGCUACAUAUGUACGUUCCAUCGUUUCUAAUCAGUCAUUCUUUAGAAAUUACUAUACUGCUAUCAGUUUGCUUUUUCCUCAGCAUGGUUGCCGAUAUGACUCCGCCCACAUCCGAAGCUGUGCCUCUGAUUGGUGCGUUUUUCUCGUGCUGUAUGUUGGUAGUCUCGGCUUCAGUUGUAUUCACCGUACUCGUACUCAAUCUGCACAAUAGAAAACCAGAAACUCACGAAAUGAGCCCAUUUUUACGAGAAUGCUUAUUGAUUUGGCUUCCAUGGAUUCUGAUGAUGCGCCGCCCGGGCACGACCGUUUUCAAUCGUCGAGAAAUAAAAGCGAAAAAAGCCGAAGAUAUGGCGAAAAGAAUAGAAACUCGGAAUGGUCGGUCAACUGAAGGAGCCAUGGCAGCAGCUGACAGUCUAACGCUGAUCAGAAGCAUUCGAGCCGGCAAAAACGAUCCUCAGAACAUCGAACUUGGGCACGUAACAAGCGGUUGGUUAUCUUGA
This is a messenger RNA of Cooperia oncophora, 708 nucleotides long. NCBI's taxonomy places the organism in Eukaryota, Metazoa, Nematoda, Chromadorea, Rhabditida, Trichostrongylidae. The record is from the annotation of a GenBank genome assembly.